CGUCCUGAAAGAAAAAAUAGAGAAGAAAGAGCGGGGAAAGGACGAAUAAUUUCAGGAAAAUGUGCUCACGAAAACGCAUACAUACAAGUUGAAAAAUAACAUCUAAUAUGAGGACGACACGUGGGCCAGUAACAACAAAAGUUUCUGCCUACCAGCUGAAGUGACGUUUAUAGCGCCGCUAUCAGGGCCAUCCUUCCUAGCCGUUAGAUCAGACGAUCUAGAACCGUCCGAUAUAGGUCAGGUUCCGGCACCCUCCCUUUUAUUCGCUCCCGGCCACUGCCCACCGAGUUUGCUCGUCCAGGGUUCUAGGCUCUAGCCGCCGCCGCCACCUCCCCCGAGCGCAGAGUGAGAGAGAGGUCGACGCCAUGGUGCAGCGUCUCACGUACCGGAAGCGGCACAGCUACGCCACCAAGUCCAACCAGACCAGGGUCGUCAAGACCCCAGGAGGGAGGCUUGUGUACCAGUACACCAAGAAGAGGGCGAGCGGGCCGAAAUGCCCGGUCACCGGCAAGAAGAUCCAGGGGAUACCUCACCUAAGGCCUGCUGAAUACAAAAGAUCCAGAUUAUCCAGGAACAGAAGGACUGUCAACCGUCCUUAUGGUGGUGUUCUAUCUGGUCAGGCUGUUAGGGAAAGGAUCAUUCGUGCUUUCCUUGUCGAGGAGCAAAAGAUUGUGAAGAAGGUUUUGAAGAUCCAAAAGACCAAGGAGAAGCAAACAUCAAAAUGAAAUGGUUAAAGUAGUACUAAUUUUUUUUAGGACGAUGGUGAUCAGUACUCAGUUGCCGGUUCAGUAAGCUAAGCUGGUGGUUCCUGAGUUAAGCAAGAGAUUUCGAUCAAUUUCCUUGUUGCUCCAAGGAUGGAAAUCUGGAACUCGUUUCUCAUGUUCUGAUUUUUGCGGUUGAGUACUUAAGUGAUAUGUCCAAAGUAUUUUGA
This is a messenger RNA of Phragmites australis (common reed), 931 nucleotides long. RefSeq names its product large ribosomal subunit protein eL34-like. Bases 366 to 725 code for a protein of 119 amino acids. Gene Ontology annotation, biological process: ribosome biogenesis; translation. Gene Ontology annotation, cellular component: ribosome; cytosolic large ribosomal subunit. Gene Ontology annotation, molecular function: structural constituent of ribosome. NCBI's taxonomy places the organism in Eukaryota, Viridiplantae, Streptophyta, Magnoliopsida, Poales, Poaceae. The transcript is spliced from 4 exons. The record is from RefSeq and is a predicted model, not a curated record.